Molecule: messenger RNA, 809 nt
Organism: Dipodomys spectabilis (banner-tailed kangaroo rat)
Lineage: Eukaryota; Metazoa; Chordata; Mammalia; Rodentia; Heteromyidae
Product: phospholipase A and acyltransferase 3
Exons: 5
Coding region: 179-670 (163 amino acids)
Biological process (GO): N-acylphosphatidylethanolamine metabolic process
Cellular component (GO): cytoplasm
Molecular function (GO): A2-type glycerophospholipase activity; glycerophospholipid phospholipase A1 activity
Source: RefSeq, a predicted model, not a curated record
CCUCCCUCCACCGGGCACCGGGGAGGGGACGGAGGAGGAGCCCGGGGAGCGCCCUGUCACCCGCGGCGCUCCAGGAAGCCGGUCCUGAGUGUGAGUGCACUGCUGAAGCAUCAGGCAUUUACGCCGUGGAUAAAGUGAGACCCAGCUUGUCCGUCACCCAGGACCCCCUUCGCUAAAGAUGAUGCACGUGCCCUUUCCAGAGCCCAAGCCUGGAGACCUGAUUGAAAUUUUCCGCCCUUUCUACAGACACUGGGCCAUCUACGUUGGCAAUGGAUAUGUGAUCCACUUGGCUCCCCCAAGUGAAAUGGCAGGAGCUGGUGCAACCAGCAUCAUGUCUGCCCUGAUUGAGAAAGCUAUUGUGAAGAAGGAACUGCUGUGUGAUGUGGCUGGGAGAGACAAGUACCAGGUCAAUAACAAACACGAUGACAAGUACACCCCACAGCCUCCCAGCAAAAUCAUCCAGCAGGCAGAGGAGCUAGUGGGGCAGGAGGUCCCCUACAAACUGACCAGCGAGAACUGUGAGCACUUUGUCAAUGAGCUGCGCUAUGGAGUUGCUCGCAGUGACCAGGUCAGAGAUGUCAUCAUGGCUGCAGGUAUAACAGGACUGGGUUUGGCCACCUUGGGACUCAUUGGAGCCAUGUUCUCAAGAAACAAGAAGCAAAAGCAAUAAAUCCUGUCAAGGACAUCUUUGUCGAUGGGGAGGUGGGAAGGCUCUUUUGCUAAAAAGUUUCAUUAUGUUUUGUGAUAAGCCUUAUUUUCACAGAAUAAAAUAAAGCACAAUAAGAGAGGCCUUUAUUAGGGGAAAUGCA